Messenger RNA from Micromonas commoda, 1344 nucleotides. RefSeq lists its product with no specific name. The record is from RefSeq and is a predicted model, not a curated record. The transcript is spliced from 2 exons. Bases 1 to 1344 code for a protein of 447 amino acids. NCBI's taxonomy places the organism in Eukaryota, Viridiplantae, Chlorophyta, Mamiellophyceae, Mamiellales, Mamiellaceae.
AUGUCGUCUUACGCCGACCCCGAGGGUCUGGCGGACUCGAUGGACCGCGCGGCGGCGAUGCUCCGCGCGGCCGCCGACGAGUUGCACGUGAUCGACGAGCCGUUCGUGCCUCUCCUCGGAGUCAACUUCGCGGGGCGCGUCGCCGUGUUCGUCUCGAGGCUGCCGUGGCUGCGCAUCGUCGCCGUCCUGGUCACCGUCACGUGUCUGCUCGUCGCGUGGGUGAAAUACAACCACGCGAAGCUGGUGGCGCGCUUCGACGCCUUCGUGACGAAGAAGGUGUUGACCAAGAUGCGCGCGAAGCUGGCGUGCGACGUGCAGAUCGACGCCGUCCGGGUCCGACCCGGAGCGACGCCCACGACGGCGACGGCGACGGUGGAGGGGUUCAGGUUGGGGAACCCACCCACGGGCGAAUUCAACGCCCCGUUCUUGGUGUCCAUGGAGAGGGUGCUGGUGCGGUGUAACCCGCUGAGCCUGGCGGGGGUGCGGGGCCGGGGUAACUUUGUCGUCGGGUGGACCUUCGGGGAGGUGGAGCUCGUCGCCGUGCACGGCGCGGUGGUGUACGUUGACGAGGUGUUCGACCCCAAGCAGGGUAAGAAGAUACGCAACUUCCAGGGUAUACGCCGGCAGACCGCCGCGCAGCUGGCGGAGGAGAUAAACAGGGAGGAAGAGGCGUUGAAAGCGGCGCAGGAGGAGAAGAGGCUCGCUGAGGAGGCGGCGGCGGCGCUGAAGGAGAAGAACAUCGAGGUGAAGGAAACGUCCUUCUUCUCGUCCGUCACCGAUACGUUCAGCGCGGCUCAGGCGGAGAUUGAUAAGCAGCUCAAGGAGGUCACCGCUCAGGCUGCGGCGCUCCCCGGGAAUAUCAGCAGCGGUAUCCAGUCAGCUGGUGCGGAUGUCACCAACAAACUCAACGCCCUGAUCACGCUGUUGGAGCGGGUGAACCAAAAACCACCGGAGGAGACGGAGGAGGAGAAAAGGAAGAAGAGGAAGUUGGUCCUGAAUGUGGAGCAACUGACAUUCACAGAGUGGAACAUUCACAUUCUGGCGGUGAGCGAGAAAGCGUUCAAGUUCAAGUCUUGGCAGUUGGAGAAGUUCACCGGCAAGGUUGGCAUGCUCGCAAGGGAGUGCGCGGCAGGCCUGCUCAACGAAAUCAUCAAGGACUUCCAGCAGGAAAUCCUGGAUUCCCUUACAAAGGACAUCUCGGCGGUCGGAGAGGGGCUGCUAUCCAUUGGCGGCUCGGUGGUUGGCGGCGUGGCUGAGGGUGGGAACAUGAUUGUGGGUGGAGUGGGCGCAAUCGGCAAGGGCAUCUCGGACACCGGGCAGGCAAUUGACCACCUCAGCGGUUAG